Messenger RNA from Caenorhabditis elegans, 948 nucleotides. RefSeq names its product Serpentine receptor class delta-31 (gene srd-31). Bases 1 to 948 code for a protein of 315 amino acids. The transcript is spliced from 3 exons. Gene Ontology annotation, cellular component: membrane. The record is from RefSeq and is marked reviewed. Lineage: Eukaryota; Metazoa; Nematoda; Chromadorea; Rhabditida; Rhabditidae.
AUGUUUUACCAAGUUCUUCAUUCCAUUUUGUCGCUUACUGCUGUUUUAUUGAACGCUUUCACGAUGUACCUAGCAAUAACAAAAUCUCCAAAAAUCAUGCGUCCAUGCUCGGCAAUCAUAACCAUUAAAACUGCAACAGACAUUCUAACUUCAAUAAUGAGCUUCUUCGUAAUGCAGAGAAUUAUCACUGAUGGUUCUACAAUUCUUGUCAUCCCAACCGGACCAUGCAUCAACUUUGGAAAAACUGCGUGCUAUGUUGGACACAUGUUGAUGCUCUGCUUCUUGGAAUACAACCUCAUCUGGAUGAUUUCCUCCUACAUCUUCCGUUACUACAUUCUCUACGUCCGCCAGCCUUCUAUCAAGAAGCUUGUAUUUGUUGCAUUCUGCCUGUCGAUUCCAUCCAUUAUUCACAUGGUAGUGUGGUUUAGCAUUUACGAUCCAAACGAAGCAUCAACAUAUCUGCCACUGUUUGGAUCGUGUGAUAUGGUGUUAAGUGGUAAAAUCGUUUACUGGUCUGCAAUCACUCUCAUCACUCAACUAUUCAUCACUGCAUUCUUGGUCAUCGUGGCUUACAUUUGGAUUAAGGAGACGCUCUGCAGCUAUGCAACAAAAAUGGGUGCAAUCAAAAAAGAUGUAAAAAAUUUUAAUAAACGACUUGUCAAGGUCAUCAACUUUCAAGUGUUCCUCCCGUCAUUCAUCUUUCUCGGAGUGAUCACUUUUGCAUCCAUGUUCACUGGCAAAAUCGGCUAUGAGUAUGCCCAAUACGCCAUCUCCGUGAUCUUCAUGUUCUCUCCCAUUAUCUCCCCAUUCUCGUACAUUCUAUUUGUCCCCCACUACAAAAAUGUAAUCACUGGGAAAGUGAAAAAUCCGAAAUCAAAACCGACAAAGUGUAAUCCACCAAUAAGUACUACCAGGUCCACGGGUGCACCUUUUGUUUAUAAUAUAUAA